Molecule: messenger RNA, 1073 nt
Organism: Rhododendron vialii
Lineage: Eukaryota; Viridiplantae; Streptophyta; Magnoliopsida; Ericales; Ericaceae
Product: methyl jasmonate esterase 1-like
Exons: 3
Coding region: 84-860 (258 amino acids)
Biological process (GO): jasmonic acid metabolic process; salicylic acid metabolic process
Molecular function (GO): methyl salicylate esterase activity; methyl indole-3-acetate esterase activity; methyl jasmonate esterase activity
Source: RefSeq, a predicted model, not a curated record
GGGACGUAUGAAAGUAUAUUAUAGAAGUAUCUUUAUACAGACUUGGUGGCAAGCACAGAAGAAGAGCAGGAGAAAGAAAAAUAAUGGAUAAGAGAGUGAAGCAUUUUGUGUUGGUUCAUGGAGGAUGUCAUGGAGCGUGGUGUUGGUACAAAGUUGCGACGGAGCUGAGAGCAGCUGGUCACAGGGUCACCGCGCUCGACAUGGCUGCUUCUGGGGUCCAUCCAAAGCAGGUGGACGAGCUCCGUUCGAUGUCCGACUACGUUCAGCCGUUGAUGGAAUUCAUGGAGUCGCUGCCGUCGGAUGAUUGGGUGGUUUUGGUCGGCCACAGCGCCGGCGGCGUCAGCAUAUUUGUUGCUAUGGAGAGGUACCCAAACAAGAUUAACGAGGCUGUAUUUGUCACAGCAAUUAUGAUCGGUCCUGAUCUCAGUCUUCCUGCUAUUCUUCAACAGUUCCUUCAAGAAUUUGAAUCUUGGAUGGAUUGCCAACAUCAGUUUCAUCAAGGACUGGACAAGCCCCCAACCUCCAUCCUCUUUGGCCCCAAGUAUUUGGAAUCCGAGCUCUAUAACCUAUCACCACCUGAGGAUUUAACCCUUGCAACUUCACUGGUGAGGCCGCAUCCCGUGUUUCAAGAUGAACCGAAACUUUUGAAGGAUACUGCACUUACUAAGGAGAACUAUGGAUCUGUGCGCCGAGUUUACGUAUUGAUCGAAGAAGAUAAGGUGGUUAAGGAAAGUCUGCAGAGAUGGAUGAUUGAAAAUAAUCCCACAGAUGAGGUGAGGGUUAUCCCGGGUUCGGACCACAUGGUCAUGUUCUCUAAGCCUAAAGAACUGAUCAAAUGCCUGUUGGGGUUAGCUAGCUGAAAAUUACUAGGCUUAAAAUGGCAGCAUUUAUAAAUUAUGAUGGUUUGUUAGGAUGCAUGGACAGAAACAGAAAGUGCAUCAGGAUUAUGUGUGGAGACAUUGAAAGUUAAUUUGUGCAAAACUAGCCGGGAUGAGCAUCGACUCAUCGAGUGGUGUCAUGUCUGUGUUGUAUUACAUAUAUAACUGGUUUUUAUUAGAAUGUUUUCAAUCCUA